Molecule: messenger RNA, 1344 nt
Organism: Meriones unguiculatus (Mongolian gerbil)
Lineage: Eukaryota; Metazoa; Chordata; Mammalia; Rodentia; Muridae
Gene: Tst
Product: thiosulfate sulfurtransferase
Exons: 2
Coding region: 94-1173 (359 amino acids)
Biological process (GO): transsulfuration
Cellular component (GO): mitochondrion
Molecular function (GO): thiosulfate-cyanide sulfurtransferase activity
Source: RefSeq, a predicted model, not a curated record
CGAAGCCCUCGGCCACGCCCACCUGCCCUCUAGAGACCAGACGGGGAUGGCACCGAGACAGUGGGAGGGGCAGAGCAGGCUUUCCCUAGGGAAAUGUGCAAACCUAUCCCACAGUGGCCCCGGUCUCGCUCUGGGUGCAGUUACCAUUGCACGCUGGGAAAGUGUAGCGGGGGGACAACCGGCCCUCCCUCCUGGGCUCCGCCCAUUGCACCGAGUCCUCUCAGGCUGGUGUCUCUCCGGGUUCCCACCCGGGGCCAGGUGACAGGCAGAGCCGCCGCUAUGGUUCAUCAGGUGCUCUACCGGGCGCUGGUCUCCACCAAGUGGCUGGCGGAAUCCAUUCGGUCCGGCAACUUGGGACCCGGCCUUCGGGUGCUGGACGCGUCCUGGUACUCACCGGGGACCCGCCAGGCGCGCCGAGAGUACCAGGAGCGCCACGUGCCCGGCGCGUCCUUUUUUGACAUAGAGGAGUGCCGGGACACGGCUUCGCCCUACGAGAUGAUGCUGCCCAGUGAGGCCCGCUUCGGGGAGUACGUGGGCAACCUGGGUAUAAGCAACGACACGCACGUGGUGGUGUAUGACGGGGACGAGCUCGGCAGCUUCUACGCGCCCCGGGUGUGGUGGAUGUUCCGGGUGUUCGGCCACCGCACCGUGUCAGUGCUCAACGGCGGCUUCCGGAACUGGCUGAAGGAGGGCCACCCGGUGACGUCCGAGCCCUCGAGGCCCGAGCCGGCCGUGUUCAAAGCCACGCUGGACCGCUCCCUGCUCAAGACCUACGAGCAGGUCCUGGAGAACCUUCAGUCUAAAAGGUUCCAGCUGGUGGACUCUCGGGCCCAAGGAAGGUACCUGGGCACACAGCCGGAGCCCGAUGCGGUCGGACUGGACUCUGGCCACAUCCGUGGCUCCAUCAACAUGCCCUUCAUGGACUUCCUGACAGAAGAUGGCUUCGAGAAGAGCCCGGAGGAGCUGCGUGCCAUGUUCCAGGACAAGAAGGUGGACCUCUCACAACCCCUCAUCGCCACGUGCCGCAAGGGGGUCACUGCCUGCCACAUUGCCCUGGCUGCCUACCUAUGCGGCAAGCCCGACGUGGCUGUUUAUGACGGCUCCUGGUCGGAGUGGUUCCGCAGGGCGCCCCCGGAGACCCGAGUGUCCCAGGGGAAGAGCGGGAAGGCCUGAGUGUGCACAGCCUCCUCCUCUGCCCACUGAAUACAGCCAGUUCCCUUCAGUGGGGCCGGUGAGACCCGCCACAGCUUCGCACCUCCUAGGCGAUGGAGAUUGACAGGAUUUUAGAAUUGCUGUGGGUGCCUCUCUCCCUCCAACACUGGAAUAAAGUGCCUUUUCUCAGUA